AGUCGCUCUUUGACGAUUUGGAUAUUACGAAGUUACAAUCAUUUUCUCUAUUGGAAAUGUACUGAUCUUCUGUAAUGCCAUUGUGAUCUGCACGAUGUUCGAGAGUCGACGUGCCCGAGACCGCUACCGCCUUCGUCUACAUCGCGCGCGCUCCGUCGUCCUCACUCCUGAGGAGCUUGUAGAGAUCCGCGCGGCGCAACGUACGUUCGAGGGUGCGUACAUCCGCACCAGUCUCAGCCAAUUCAGCUUCGCGCUGGUCGUGCUGAAGAUCUUCACCAGCGAGUUUUACAGCAUUGGUGCAUUGUUUGCCGUGUAUGGCGCGGGCGUGCUCGGCGUAAGCGCGUACAGGCGCAUGCAGGGCAACAGGCAAUUCUUCAGUGAGAUGGGUUCCGAUGGUCUAAGCAGGAAGCGCUUUCGUACCAGCGGUAAUGUUGUGGUGGUUCUGACCAGCAUGAGCAUCGCCGCAUACAUCACGUUGUUGGUGCUGACCAUUAGGCUUGGUCAGACUUGAGUCUCGCAGUUCUGUUGUAACGAGGAAUCUGGCCGCCUGUCAAAAAUUGUAGAGCUGGCAUCUGUCUUUGAUGAUGUUAGUCUUCGAUCUCUAUGAAGUCUAUGUACGGGCUUUGUUCGUCGACCUGUGUCCUGACAAUCGAACGACGAGGAGAAUACGAUUUACCGUAGUCCCACGUUGUUCCACCCGAUCAAGAUCAAACUUUGAACUCGCUACAUCACAUCCCAGCAUUUAGGCACAGCCAAUUUGUCGAGGCAUUUCAAUGCAAACAUCAUGACAUUUCCUGUCGACAAGUC
Dissoconium aciculare CBS 342.82 is the source of this 807-nucleotide messenger RNA. RefSeq lists its product as uncharacterized. Lineage: Eukaryota; Fungi; Ascomycota; Dothideomycetes; Mycosphaerellales; Dissoconiaceae. The coding region runs from base 95 to 511 and encodes 138 amino acids. The record is from RefSeq and is a predicted model, not a curated record. The transcript is spliced from 4 exons.